AUGGGGAGCUGCUGGGUCCGGAAGCCAAGAGGCAGAGUCCUGAAGGAGCAGCAUGGAGAGGCUGGAGGCAAGGGCGGACCCCCCAACCUGAGGCUGGCGAACAGAUACAGUGAGUGUGACGGAUUGGUGCUGGUCCAACACGAGGGGGAGUGGGGACACGUGUGCAACCAGGAGUGGACACUGGCGGAGGCAUCGGUGGUCUGCAGGCAACUGGGGUGCGGCCAGGCUGUAGGUGCCCCCAAGUACGUCCCGCUGCCAGGAGAGAGGGUGCAGCCUUGGCUCCACAACGUGUCCUGCAGAGGUGACGAGUCUUCCCUCUGGGAGUGCAGCCUCGGGGCGUGGACGAAGACCCAGUGCCCGCACGAGUGGAUGGUGGUCGCGCUGUGCGCCAAUGGCACUUUUCGGGAGAUCCAGCUGGUGAAGGGCCGAAGCCCCUGCUCGGGACUCCCCGAGAUCAGGAACGUGAACGGAAUGGAUCGCCUCUGUGGCCUGCACAAGGAGGAGGCCACGGUGUUCUGCCAGGAGCUGAAGUGCGGGCCCGCGCUCCAGGCUUCCCGCCAAGAUGUGGGUGUUGGCGGGAAGUACAUGACCUGCCAGGGCACCGAGCCCACCAUCCGAAACUGCAGACUCAACAACAACCUCCGCAGCGGCUGCGACUUCCAACAAGACAAAGAGGUGAUCUGUGCAGAACACACUGAGUCCCGGCUGGUGGCUGGUGAGCACCCCUGUGCUGGGCGUCUGGAGGUGAGGCGUGGCCUGACCUGGGGCACUGUCUGUGACGAGGACCUGGACCAGGCCACAGCCCACGUGGUGUGUCAGGAGCUGCAGUGUGGCAUGGCUGUGGCCACACCUCAGGGUGCCCACUUUGGCCGAGGCUCUGGGUUCGUGUGGACGGAGGCCUUCCGCUGUGUGGGCAACGAGUCCCUGCUGUUCCACUGCCCUCGGAAGCCGGGGCACCAGUGUGGGCAUGGCCAGGAUGCUGGGCUCAGGUGCUCAGGUGAGGCCAGAAGGUUCCGGCUGGUCAACGGCAGCAGCAGCUGUGAGGGGCGCAUGGAACUCCUGGUUGAGGGGGCCUGGGCGCCCCUCUGUGCCCACCACUGGGACUUAGCAGAUGCCACUGUCCUCUGCCACCAACUCAACUGUGGCAAUGCAGUGGCCACACCUCGAGGGGGCCAUUUUGGGCACGGGGAUGCUCCCAUCUGGCCAGACAGGUUUCACUGUGUUGGGACAGAGCCCUAUCUGUGGAAUUGCCCAGUGAGCACCCUGGGGGCUCCCGCCUGUGCCCCAGGAAACUCGGCCUCCGUGGUCUGCUCAGGUCUCCAGGAUGCCGUGAGGCUGAGGGACGGACAGAGCCGCUGUGAUGGCCGCGUGGAGGUGUCCCUGAAUGGCGUGUGGGGCCGUGUCCUGGACGACGAGUGGGACCUGCAGGGAGCCAGUGUUGUGUGCAGGCAGCUGGGGUGUGGAGAGGCAGAGCGAGCCUACGAUGCGCCUGAGCCAGAGCGCGGGGCCCGCAGGGUGGGGCUGAGCCGGGUGCGCUGUCUGGGCACCGAGACCCGCCUGACCCACUGCAACGUGUCUGCCUCCCUGCUGGUGGUCGCGGGGGCCUCGCAGGACGCAGGGGUCGUUUGCUCUGGGAGCCGUCAGGUGCGUCUGGCUGCGGGGCCAGGCCGCUGUGCGGGGCGCGUGGAGGUGCUCCAUAGGGGCACGUGGGGCACCGUGUGCGAUGAUGGCUGGGACCUGCGGGACGCACACGUGGUCUGCCGGCAGCUGGACUGUGGCCAAGCCCUCAGUGCCCUGGGGGCCGCGCACUUUGGGGCCGGGGCCGGGCGCAUCUGGAUGGACGAGCUGGGCUGCAAGGGCAAUGAGUCUGCGCUGUGGCAGUGCCCGUCGCAGGGUUGGGGCCAGCAUGACUGUGGGCACAAGGAGGACGCCGGAGUCCUGUGCUCAGAGUCAGUGGCCCUGAGGCUGCACGGUGGCACCCGACACUGUACUGGGUGGCUCGAGGUGUUCUACAAUGGUACGUGGGGAGCCGUGUGCAGUAACUCCCUGAAGGACAUCUCCUUGUCGAUCAUUUGCAAGCAGCUGGGCUGUGGGGAGCAGGCCUGGCUGGAGAACAGGCCCGUCCAUUCUGGCCCGGGCAUCUCCUGGGUGGACAACAUUGAGUGCCGCAGGCUGCAGAGCUCUACGCUGUGGCAGUGCCCCUCAGCCCCAUGGCACCCGCGCUCCUGUGCCCAUGGAGAGGUGGUCUGGAUCACCUGUGCAGAGAAAACGAUGCAGGAUUCUGGGGAGACCCUCAACUGCUCAUCAACCCACAGCUGCCCAGAGGAGGGCGCGGUGCGCUUGCUCGGGGGCGAGGACCACUGCUCUGGCCGCGUGGAGCUCUGGCACGCUGGCUCCUGGGGCACCGUGUGCGACGAUUCCUGGGACCUGGCGGACGCGGAGGUCGUGUGCCGCCAGCUGGGCUGCGGCAGGGCCAUCAGCGCCCUGGCUGGGGCCGCCUUCGGGCAGGGCUCAGGGCCCGUGUGGCUGGACGAGGUGGGGUGCCGGGGCAGCGAGGCGACCCUGGGGAGCUGCCCCGCGGAGCCGUGGGGACAUACAGACUGCGGGCACAAGGAGGACGCGGGUGUGCGCUGCUCCCACCCGCCUCUCACUGUCCCUACAGGCCCUCCUUUGGCCCCACUACCUUCCCUCAAGUCUGGGACCCUGUCCAUGACCUUCUGCCUCAUCCUGGGCACCCUCUUGGGCAUCGUCUCUCUGGUCCUGGGCAUGCAGUGGUGCCGUUCUGCUGUGGCCUUCGCAGGUUCUGGAAUGCUGGGGAGUCUGCCCUCGGAAGGCGUUUAUGAGGACAUCGGAGAUGUCCCCAUGGAGGAGAAGGGCGAGGGGCCCAGUGUGUCCCGGGACCUGGUGCCGGAGGAAGACUACGAUGAUGCCUGGGAGCCGGAGCAUGGCCCCGAGGAGCAGGAGGAGGAGGAGGAGCUGGAGGAAGAGCAGGGGGGCACGGCCCUGAGCUCCGCGGGUGCGCACCUGUGCGCCCUGGUGUCCGCCGUGCUUGUCCUGCUGUACUGCUCCUACGUCCAGGGCUCUGCUCCGGCCAGCACCUACAUUUAA
Messenger RNA from Miniopterus natalensis, 3108 nucleotides. The record is from RefSeq and is a predicted model, not a curated record. NCBI's taxonomy places the organism in Eukaryota, Metazoa, Chordata, Mammalia, Chiroptera, Miniopteridae.